GAUCCGUGUAGAAUUCUGCUGCUCUAUCUGACACGCUCUUUCUCUCCGUUUGAGAUCUUACAGUUUAAUCCUUUCAGCUUGGUUUCGUAUUUUUUUUCUUCUCUUUCUCUCUCUCUCACAUCAAUUACUAUUUCUUUAUAGUAUAUAAAAUCAUAUGAUCUUUUCAUCACAGUUUCUGUUCUUGUGACCAUUUUUCUGCACAGUUGAAAUAAUACUAGUGCACAACCAUGCCUGUAACUUCUGCAAGAAGCUUCACUAUACCCAGAAACCAAGCUAGAAACAAUAAACCCAGUAACCAAAAGCAACAGAAACCCAUCUCAGAAACUGACCCCAUGUAUUCUAUCGUCCCAGCAACUCGCUCAAAAAUAUCCACCAUUUCCUCUCUUCUCCUAACACCCUUUUCACCCACAAGCCCUACCCAUGACCCAACAACACCCAUCACUAAAAAGAAGAAAAAGAACUUCACAUCAUUUAGAGGACUGGGUUGCAGGGCAACUUCACAAGUCUCUGUCCCUGCCGCAAUUACUGACUGGGAAUCCAAGAAAGUCAAGAGGAAGAAGAAGAAAGGCAAAACCCUCAAUUUUGUUGGUGGUGAUUCCAGCUUUUCCACCCACAACUCUUGUUCCAGAAAAGCAAGAAAAACAAGACACCCAUGUAUGGCUGCUUCUGUUGAUAAUUUUGUUGUUUCAAGAAGGCCCCUUUCUGCUAGAGGGAGAGUUGAUCUUGACAAGAUUACGCCCAGGGAGCAAUGUUCAUGUUCUAUGCGAAGAAUGGUGAGCCCAGAAGACUAUACUUUUCUUGAUACUGACACCCUGGAAAUGCCGCGCUCGCGAGCAGAUUGGUUUGGAUUUAGGCAUCAUCGCCAUUCUCACUAUGGUUUUCAUGAAGGGCUUGCAGAGAUUGUGAUGCUUCAGAAUAGUCUUAUGGGAGGAAGAACAGAUGGUCUUGAUCGAUACCGAAGCUUGAGGCUUAAUGUGGAUAACAUGUCGUAUGAGGAAUUGCUGGAACUUGGUGAUAAAAUUGGAUUUGUGAGUACAGGAUUGAAAGAAGAUGAGAUAACUCAAUGUGUUAGGAGAACUAAGCCCUUCUUCUUGAAUCAUUCAUCUCAUUUGCGCACAGAACUGGAGAAAAAGUGUAGCAUCUGUCAGGAGGAAUAUGAGGCUGAGGAUGAAAUGGGCAAGCUGGGUUGUGGACACUUGUAUCAUAUCCACUGCAUAAAACAGUGGCUUAUGCACAAAAAUAGUUGUCCCGUUUGUAAAUCUGCUGCCAUGUCAGAGAGCUAGCUUCCGAAGAAUAUUUCACCGUCAUGAACCUGUUGAUUUCGUAUUCCUUCUGUGUAUAUAGCCUUUGUGCAUGCAAGAAAAUUCUUUUUUUGUGGUUCUUUCCCAAGUGCAUCCUGAAAGCUGAAACUGAUGGCUCUUUUGUUUGGACAGCAGUCCAAUAUGGGACUGCUUCAAACAAAGUGGUUCACAAUCUUCUGGUUCUCUUUUAAUUACAAUGCUUCAAUCGUACAAAACUCCUACCAGAUAAUGAAUUUUUACUCGUGAUGUUCUAUUUUCAUGGUGACAAAUUGCUUCUCAUAAAUGCCUGCAUUUUCUCAGUGA
Molecule: messenger RNA, 1604 nt
Organism: Solanum dulcamara
Lineage: Eukaryota; Viridiplantae; Streptophyta; Magnoliopsida; Solanales; Solanaceae
Exons: 5
Coding region: 228-1283 (351 amino acids)
Molecular function (GO): ubiquitin protein ligase activity
Source: RefSeq, a predicted model, not a curated record